AUAUUUCCGUCGCACUUAUUUCUAUUUUUAGUCGACUGGAAUCUCGGGUGAUGUAUCACUGGAAAGAAUGCGAAGAAAUAGCCCAGUCGUCUAUGAUUCUUUGUUUGGUCCAAACAGAGUAAGGAACAGUAGUCCUAACGCUCUGAAUCCAACGAAUCGUCAUGUAAGCCCCUUAAACCGGAACUUCAGUCCAACGAAGGGUCAAGUUCAGGAUCUUGGAGAUGUAGGGAAAGAAAAUUUUUCAAAUAUAACACUCGAUCAGGAAUCUACAAGAAUUGACUUUACUCCGGUCCGUCCAACCUCUCCCAUCAGACGAAAGGCUCUCCAACCUGUUGUUAGACUGGAGAAGGUUUUCUCCCUGGGGAGUGAGAGCGAAGACUAUACUCCAACAUUUGAUCCAACUCCAGCAGCUAUCAAAGCUGCUCGAGUACAGAGGAAAGCGGGUAACUCGGCUUUAUCCUCAGCAACGAACCUGGAGAAGGGUUGGAGAGAGGAGAAUAUUUUGAAACCCAGAAACUCGGAUAAUGAUCUAGGGUUUGGAAUGCCUCCUCCUAAAUGCAAACCAAUUAUCUCGGAUAAAACAGCGGCGGAUAAUACUUCAACUAUCCGCCCUAAGAAGAGAUACGAGAAGAAAAGUUCUCCAUCCAAAUCAACUCGACGAAGCAAAUCUUUGGACAAGCCUCGAAAUAGUUCUAAUGUCCCUGCAAAUAGUAAGUCUCCUGCUAAACCUCAGAGAGACUCUCCUGUUCAAACUAGAUCUCCUUCUCAACCUGAAAUGGACUCUCCUUCUAAAGAAAAGAGUAGGUCUCCUACUAAACUCCGAAGAAAGAAUAAGCCUGUGAACUCUGAAUCUAUAGAUUCAAGCAACAAUAAACAAAGACAAGAGUUAUCUCAGACCUUGGCCUUCACUGGGAUUCCGGAGAAAGAAACUGUCCAACCAGAGGAUCUCAUUGUCUCAUCAGCUAUAUCCAGAGAAGUAUUUCCAUCCAGAGGAUUCAAGGUUCCACAGCUACCUCAAAUACAGAAUAGGAAGAAACAAACAACAAACAAGAUCAAUGGUAUACAGCAGAUCAAUCAGAUCAACGGAAUCAAUCCGAUCAAUCAGUCUGAGCAAAACAAAACAAUUUCAGCACAACCUCAGGCUUCUGUACCGUCAUUGCCUAAACUGCCCCGGGGAGAAGCCAGGUACCUGGUGAACUGGAUCCCCAGACUAAAGCAAAGGAAGCUGGUUGUUGAGGGGAACCUGAUGGAUUUCUCUAAACCGGUUCCUGACAAGUAUGAUCAAGAUCAACGCUGGAUCAGCAGUAGAAUAACUGGCAGGGUUUCAGCUCAGGUGGUAAGCACUAGGUCAACGGAAUACGUUCUUGAAGGUGAACUUGUUCCUAUUCUUCCAGAACCAUCCUCUCCUCCUCCUCCAAUCUUUAUUCUUCACAAGUAAGUAAUUAUACGAUUG
Eurytemora carolleeae is the source of this 1453-nucleotide messenger RNA. RefSeq names its product neurofilament heavy polypeptide. Bases 68 to 1438 code for a protein of 456 amino acids. The transcript is spliced from 8 exons. The record is from RefSeq and is a predicted model, not a curated record. NCBI's taxonomy places the organism in Eukaryota, Metazoa, Arthropoda, Copepoda, Calanoida, Temoridae.